Molecule: messenger RNA, 1052 nt
Organism: Dioscorea cayenensis subsp. rotundata (Guinea yam)
Lineage: Eukaryota; Viridiplantae; Streptophyta; Magnoliopsida; Dioscoreales; Dioscoreaceae
Product: aspartate, glycine, lysine and serine-rich protein
Exons: 4
Coding region: 162-860 (232 amino acids)
Source: RefSeq, a predicted model, not a curated record
UCAUUCUCGCUUCAUUCCGAUCGGAUUAGGGUUUUCCCCGCCAUCUCUCUCUCUCUCUCUCCAAAAUCCAAAUUAGCGAAACCCUAGAUUCGAUAAAUUCCCAUUCUUUGUUAAGGUGAAAAAAGUUUGAAUCUUUGAAGAAUUUGGUAGAGUUUGAUGCUAUGUCUUACAUGCGUGGUGAUCUACUGACGAGGAUGAGGAAGCUUGUCAAGGGCCUCGCGAGACCCACCCCCGCUUGGCUCAAAGCCAUGGAAGAAGCGCCCCCUGUGACAUUUCCUCUCCCUGAUGGGAAGGUCAAGCAGAUUGAGUUGCCUGAAGAUGUUUAUGUGAAAAAGUUCUUCAAGAAAAAUCCUGAUUCUUUGUACCAUGAUGCUGUCAAGAUAAGCAGCUUUGAUCCUCCUCCUGCUCGAGUUUUUGCAUGGCGGGUACUUGAGUUAAAAGGGCAGGGUGUGAAUGAAGAUGAAGCAAUGGCUGUAGCUGAUAUGGAAUAUCAAGCCGAGAAGACAGCAAAGAAGGCGGCCUACAAAGAACUAAAGAAGGUUGCACGCUUACAAGGGAAAAAGCCACCUCCAAACCCGUAUCCAAGCGCCGUCAAAGAGAUCCAAGCCGAGGAGAAGAAAUACGUCCGGGACCGUUUCUUCAACAGGAAGAUACUUGAAAUCGUGCAGAAGAUGAAAGAAGAAAAGGCUGCAAGGAUGCGAGAUCAACAGAGAGGUGAUUCAGGUGGCGGCAGAGGCAAUGUCCAACCUGGUGGUUGGUUUGGCGGUGGAGGCCGUGGCCAACCAGGUGGUUGGCAGGACAAUCGCGGUGGAGGUGGCGGUGGGCAAUCUGGUGGUUGGUUUGGUGAUAGGGGUCAGUAAUUUUUUUUUUUUCGAAUGUUAUGUGACUAUACUUCGUUUUUGUUCUUUAAGAAAUAAUUAUUUGUGAGCUACCGGUGGUUAGCGAGCUACAUUUCUAGUUCUGCUGUAGUUUUUGUUGUAUUUGUUUCUAGCUUUUAGCUCAGGUUUCAGAGGAAUUAUAUGAGAAAUAAAUACAACACUCUGCUUUUUUUA